AAAGAAUCAUGGGAUAGAAAUGGCGACUGCAUCCCUGGAAGCGACUUUUGACCAGUAAAUGUAAUGGGAGAAUUCAGCCCUGUUUUAAACUGAAAUUUAACUGUUUUGGCGUUAGCAGAUCACUGAGAGCCCACUUAAUCUCGGCCGCACCAAUGUCGAUGCGAACGAUUAUCCUGAUGGGCGUACGGAUGGUGUUUUUGGUUGCAUCAAAAUUGUGGGAAGCAGUGUGUUAUUUUAUACGGAAAAAUACGAGAAAGAUUAUUCAGUACCAGACAAUCCGAUAUUCCAAUGCCCCGCUUUCACCUCUUUCAAGACAUAAACUCUCACUAGUCAAGCGCAAGAUCAUGGUGUUGGACUUAGAUGAGACGUUAGUACAUUCGCAGCAUGCUAGUCUCAUGAGGCCCAACAGGCCAAGUAUACCACCUGAUUUUGUCCUAAAGGUUACAAUUGACUCACUUCCUGAGAGAUUUUACGUUUACAAAAGACCUCACGUAGACUUCUUCCUGAAUGUUGUCAGCAGGUGGUAUGAUCUUGUAAUAUUUACAGCAAGUAUGGAAAUCUACGGGUCUCCUGUCGCUGAAAAACUCGACAAUGGCAGGGGAAUACUUAGAAGACGCUAUUAUAGACAGCACUGCACAUUAGAUUCAGGCAGCUAUACAAAAGAUUUAUCAGCAGUCAGCUCAGAUCUUUCCAGUAUUUUUAUUGUGGACAACUCGCCAGGGGCAUACAAGUUAUAUCCAGACAAUGGAAUUCCCAUCAAGUCGUGGCUGUCGGACCCAACCGACAUUGGUCUGUUGAACCUACUCCCAAUUUUAGACGCCAUGAGAUUUACAAGUGAUGUACGGUCUGUGCUGAGAAGGAACGUACUUCAAGCCGCCCACAGAACAUAGCUCCUCCCCCCAAGAUACUUCCAUUGGUGGCUACAUAUGUACAUGUACAUAGUAUUAUUAUUGUCAUAGUAAUUUGUAAAAAAAAAGUACAAACAAAACAAAAUACAAAGUUUAUAUAGAUAUUGUUUUGAACUGGUGGAUGAUUUUGUUGGCUUCAGGUCAAAGGUCAUAUCCUUUGAUUUUGCUGGGUACAGCAUCCAUUUUAUUGAGACCAAUAAUUUGGUUUAAUAUAAUCCGCUUGCUUCAUUCUGUUAAAUUUCCCAGUCUUAAAGUAUUUGUUUAUUUUUUAACUUGAAUGAAAUAAUUAUUGGACAUGACCGAAAUGGCAGUUGGUACUAUUUUGUGAAGUCUGCUCUACAAGUCAUGUUACAACUGGGAAUGAAGAAAGUCGAGAAUUGGAUGCUUUUAUGUGUUACAUCUUUGCAAAUCUCUCAAGAUACAUGUAUAAAAAAUUGCAUUCUUGCCAAAAUCAAAAAGAGUAGUGGUUGUUGGCAUGAAAGUUCAUCCUUCAAAUGUGUGUGGCGGUGCAUACAUGUACUUGGGGACAAUUCAUUAAAAUAUCUCUUACUACAUAAGAAAAGAUUAUGUGAACUUGUAAUUUGUGUUCAAAAAAUGCAGGUCUCCCCAAAUAAGCACAAACAAUAAUUGAAUCAUAAGAACGAUACUCAAGCUAGAUAAUGGUGAAGUAAAUUAGUAAACAUCUAUUCAAGCAUGCUGCACGUUCCUGAAAUAUGAUGUGAUGUCUUGCUGGGUAGAAAAUUCUUGGAGGAACAAAACUGACCAAGUUACAAAGGAAAGUAUCAAAUGUCUCGUGUACAUUGUUAUUUUAUGCAACAGAGUUGCAUGAAGUCCCAUUAAUUGGAAGCAUUAAGGAAUGUGUGCCCAUUUACAGUUGUUUCAGAAGCACAAAUCCAAGUUAAGAAGCAGAUUUUUUUUUUGAAGACUGUAGAUCAGGAAAUGGCAGAUUUGAUUAGAUUGUCUACUCUGAUUUUAUGAGAUUUUUUGUGUUGUUUGCACGUAUAUUGCAUUGCCUUGUGUGACAUACAUUUUGCAAUUUGUUUUUGGUCGUAGUUGUCAAAUGGUGUCAUGUCUUCUCCUCUAAUUUGGGGGGGGGGUCCGGCAGGAGGAGAGCUAGAUGUUGCAUUUUCAGUUUUUGAGUUUGUUUCAUUUUUUCACCAAACAAUAUGAUUUUAUAAAACUCUAAAAAUGGUGAGGCUUGGGUCCAAAAAGUACAACAACCAGUUGACUUUCAAGUCUGUGUUUGUUUUUACUUCCGUUUUGGGAUUGAAUUCAUGCUUUUGUUUGCCCAAAAGAAACCAUUAGAAAAACCAUUGUAAGAUACAACGGCUGUCAUUACUGUGUACAGGUGUCGCUUGUAUUUUUAAGAUUCAAAGAAUAAUGAAACCUAUCAUAUCAGGAAGACUUGUAAUUAAUAAAUUCAACAACAAUUGAAUACGA
Molecule: messenger RNA, 2348 nt
Organism: Acanthaster planci (crown-of-thorns starfish)
Lineage: Eukaryota; Metazoa; Echinodermata; Asteroidea; Valvatida; Acanthasteridae
Gene: ctdnep1
Product: CTD nuclear envelope phosphatase 1
Molecular function (GO): phosphatase activity
Source: RefSeq, a predicted model, not a curated record